Molecule: messenger RNA, 3509 nt
Organism: Jatropha curcas
Lineage: Eukaryota; Viridiplantae; Streptophyta; Magnoliopsida; Malpighiales; Euphorbiaceae
Product: LRR receptor-like serine/threonine-protein kinase ERL2
Biological process (GO): protein phosphorylation
Molecular function (GO): protein binding; protein kinase activity; ATP binding
Source: RefSeq, a predicted model, not a curated record
UCUACUCACCGCCGUUUAACACUGUCCCUCUCGACCUGUGUACUAUUUCGCUGUCACUCUCUCUCUUUCUUCUUAAAGCCUCUGUGUUAACUCCUUCCUUACAGUUCACGCCAAGCGCCUGCACUCUCUCUCUCUCUCAAAAAAUGGCAGUUAAGCCAAUUUUUGUUUCUCAAACAUAACCUUUCUCUGUUUGUUACUUCUCUUUGUUAUCUUCUUUACUGCCUCUUGUUUGUUGUUUCUUUGUGUGGUUUGGUGCUGCCUGGAAUUCGUGAUAAUGGAGGGAGUAGAGGCCAUCAUAGUGAAAGGGAUGAAGAGGAAGAUGGAUGUGUCUUUCAUGUGUUUGAUAAUGGUGGUGUUUAUGCUGCUCUGUUCUCUAGCUUUACCGCUCAACAACGAAGGGAAAGCCUUGAUGGUCAUGAAGGCAUCAUUCAGCAAUGUUGCUAACGUGCUUCUCGACUGGGACGAUGUGCACAAUGGAGAUUUCUGCUCUUGGCGUGGUGUUUUCUGCGACAAUGUCAGCCUUUCUGUUGUUUCUCUGAAUUUGUCUAAUUUGAACUUGGGUGGAGAAAUAUCUCCUGCCAUUGGAGAGUUGAGCAACUUGCAAUCCAUAGACUUUCAAGGAAAUAAGUUAACGGGUCAAAUCCCUGACGAGAUUGGCAACUGUCUUUCUUUAUUCCAUCUGGAUCUAUCGGAUAACUUGCUUACUGGAGACAUUCCCUUUUCUAUAUCUAAGCUCAAGCAACUUGAGUUCUUGAACCUGAAGAGCAAUCAGCUUACUGGUCCCAUCCCAGCAACCUUGACCCAGAUUCCAAACCUAAAAACUCUAGACCUUGCUCGGAACCAGCUCAUUGGGGAGAUACCUAGAUUACUCUACUGGAAUGAAGUUUUGCAGUAUCUGGGGCUACGAGGCAAUUCUUUGACUGGAACGUUGUCCCAGGACAUGUGUCAGUUAACUGGCUUGUGGUACUUUGAUGUGAGAGGCAAUAACCUUACCGGCACAAUCCCUGAUAGCAUUGGCAACUGUACAAGUUUUGAGAUACUGGACCUAUCAUACAAUCAAAUCACGGGGGAGAUACCGUAUAAUAUUGGAUUCUUGCAAGUAGCUACUCUGUCACUCCAAGGAAAUAAGCUAACAGGGAAGAUUCCUGAGGUGAUUGGUUUAAUGCAGGCGCUUGCUGUUUUGGAUUUGAGUGAGAAUGAGCUAGUUGGGCCAAUCCCGCCAAUACUUGGCAAUCUAUCAUAUACUGGAAAACUGUAUCUCUAUGGCAACAAGCUUACUGGACCAAUCCCUCCAGAACUUGGCAACAUGUCGAAACUUAGCUAUCUGCAGUUGAAUGACAACCAACUGGUUGGCAGCAUUCCACCUGAACUGGGGAAGCUGGAACAGUUAUUUGAAUUGAAUCUUGCUAACAAUGAUCUCGAAGGGCCCAUUCCCCAUAACAUCAGUUCCUGCACUGCUUUGAACCAAUUCAAUGUGCAUGGUAAUCGCUUAAAUGGAACUAUCCCGUUGGGCUUCAGGAAUCUAGAGAGUUUGACUUACCUAAACCUUUCGUCAAACAAUUUCAAAGGCAGGAUUCCUCUUGAGCUGGGGCGUAUUAUCAACCUUGACACAUUGGAUCUGUCUGGCAAUGGGUUUUCUGGACCUAUUCCAGCUUCUGUCGGUGACCUAGAGCACCUUCUUACCUUAAAUUUCAGCAGAAAUCAUCUCAAUGGCCAAUUGCCUGCUGAAUUUGGGAAUCUCAGGAGUAUACAGAUUAUUGAUUUGUCCUUCAACAAUGUUACCGGCAGCAUUCCUGCAGAAUUAGGUCAAUUGCAAAACAUUGUUUCUCUGGUCCUGAACAACAACAAUCUGCAAGGAGAAAUCCCUGAGCAGCUUACCAAUUGUUUCAGUCUUGCAAAUCUGAAUUUCUCGCACAACAAUUUAUCCGGGGUUGUACCUCCUAUCAGAAAUUUCUCACAGUUUCCAUCAGAAAGCUUUAUUGGAAAUCCAUUAUUAUGUGGCAAUUGGUUGGGAUCUAUUUGUGGCCCUUAUGAACCAAAGUCUAGAGCACUUUUUUCCAGAGCGGCAGUUGUCUGCAUGAUAUUGGGCUUCAUCAUUUUAUUGUCCAUGGUUAUAGUUGCAAUCUACAAAUCUAAUCACCAGAAGCCCUUGAUCAAAGGAUCCCACAAAACAAUGCAAGGUCCACCCAAGCUUGUGGUUCUUCACAUGGAUAUGGCUAUUCACACCUUCGAUGACAUAAUGAGAAACACUGAGAAUUUAAAUGAGAAGUAUAUUGUAGGUUACGGUGCAUCAAGCACAGUAUACAAAUGUGCACUGAAAAGUUCCCGACCACUAGCAAUUAAGCGACUCUACAAUCAGUACCCAUGCAACCUGCGAGAAUUUGAAACUGAACUUGAGACCAUUGGCAGCAUAAGACAUAGAAACAUAGUCAGUUUGCAUGGUUAUGCUUUAUCUCCUUAUGGAAACCUUCUUUUCUAUGAUUACAUGGAGAAUGGUUCUUUAUGGGAUCUCCUUCAUGGACCAUCCAAAAAGGUGAAGCUGGACUGGGAAACACGCUUGAAGAUAGCCGUAGGAGCUGCUCAAGGACUUGCCUAUCUUCAUCAUGACUGCAAUCCGCGAAUUAUCCACAGGGAUGUGAAAUCUUCAAAUAUCCUAUUGGAUGAGAAUUUUGAGGCUCAUCUGUCUGAUUUUGGAAUUGCCAAAUGCCUUCCAACUACGAAAACUCAUGCCUUAACAUAUGUUCUAGGAACAAUUGGCUACAUUGACCCAGAAUAUGCUCGCACAUCUCGGCUAAAUGAGAAGUCAGAUGUUUAUAGCUUUGGCAUUGUUCUUUUGGAGCUUCUAACUGGGAAGAAAGCUGUGGAUAAUGAAUCUAAUUUGCAUCAGCUAAUACUAUCCAAGGCAGACAAUAAUACAGUAAUGGAAGUUGUUGAUCAAGAAGUUUCUGUGACAUGCGUGGAUUUAACCCAUGUUAGAAAGACUUUCCAACUUGCUCUGCUGUGCACAAAGCCUUACCCUUCUGAAAGGCCAACCAUGCAUGAAGUUGUGAGGGUUUUGGUUUCCUUCCUUCCAGCUCCUGCUAUGAAACCUUGUUCAGCUCCACCAAAGCGCAUUGACUAUGCAAAGUUUGUGAUUGACAAAGGACAGCAGCAGCCAGCACCUAAGCAGGAGCAAGCUCAACAAGAAAAUAACUCUUCUGAUGCUCAGUGGUUUGUUGGCUUUCGUGAAGUAAUAUCUAAGAACACUCUUUAAUUUAACAAGGAUGGAGAAAUCCCUGAUUUUGGCUCACAUGGAUGUUUUUCUACCUCAAGAUUGGAGUAUGUGCUUUUUGACGCGGGUUUUGUUCACCUAAACUGACUGAAUUUAUGAAACCAGGAAACGAUCUGAGUCCAUCUGGUUAGGUUCUUUUGUAAACCUUUUGAUACUAACUGUAGUCUAAAAUUAUUAUUUAUGUUGUAUAAAUUUAUUUUGCUAAUCACAUUAUAUAUUGGUCCUUGAAUUUUUGUUA